Molecule: messenger RNA, 14766 nt
Organism: Macrobrachium nipponense
Lineage: Eukaryota; Metazoa; Arthropoda; Malacostraca; Decapoda; Palaemonidae
Product: tetratricopeptide repeat protein 39C-like
Exons: 11
Coding region: 41-1990 (649 amino acids)
Biological process (GO): cilium assembly
Molecular function (GO): protein binding
Source: RefSeq, a predicted model, not a curated record
GUAGUAAUGGGUUGACAGUCUCCCUUGAGGGGUAAACAUCAUGUGCUCAGCUGGCGGGAGCAGCAACACUAGUGGUAGCGGAGGAGAAAGUGAAAGGGACAGAAAUGGGGAGGAGGGUAAUGGACGAAGUCUCGGCCCUGAAGAAUAUGCCCGAUUGGCUCGAGACGGGAUCCAGUUAAUGCUCAAUAACAAAUUCACAGAAGCUGAAGAGCUGUUCCGCCAUCAUACUCAAGAUAAUCUUCACAUGGCUAUGGGAUACUGCUAUCUUACGUUCAUGAAUGCUGUCAUGUCUUUUGAAGAUGAGAAGGUCAACCAUAGUAUGGAAACACUGCGGAACAUGGAGCGAAGAUGUGGGGGUGGGGAGAAUGGAUGGUUCUCUUCGGUGAAGAACAUAGUCUUAGGGAGUAGAAAUGGCCAAGAGCAAGGAGAUGAGCCAGGCCUGCAGUUAGAGCAGCAAGUGAUCUUAGCUGACUGCCAAGUCCUCCUGGCAAUACUCACUUUCCUUCAGCAGGAGAUUGGCUCCUAUGUCAAGGGAGGAUGGGUCCUCCGCAAAGCCUGGAAAGUGUAUGAACAUGCUUAUGCAAAAGUCAAGAGGAUGUACAAGCAGACCUGUAGUGAAGCACCUGAAGCACCAUCUCCUCUCAAUGAAGACACCUUUGAAUCCUUUGCUAGUAAUACUAAAGAACUUCAGAGCCCUGGGUCUUGGUCUGUAGGCUCAAUGGGAGUUCCAGGCCCAGCCAACAACAGUUCACCCCCAGAGCUCUCGUCACCUUCAACUUCAGCCUUGGGGCUUCGUAUACCUCUCUCUAAAUCAGUACCUAAUUUGAAAGGCUUUUUGAAUUCAAAUCAAAAGCACCAACAAAAAAGAGCCUUACCACCUGACCUGGUAUCAAGAUUGAUGGCCUCUGUGAGUUUUGGUUAUGGCUUGUUUCAACUGUGUAUGUCGCUACUACCUCCGUCCUUGUUGCGGCUGGUACAUGUCCUUGGUCUACAGGGAGACAGACUUGCUGGACUCUCUGCUUUAAUGUUCACUCGAAAAUCAAACGACAUGAGAGCUCCUUUAGCAACUUUGACAUUGCUGUGGUAUCACACAAUUGUACGUCCCUUUUUCGCCUUAGAUGGAAGCAAAGUUCGUGCUGGUGUUGAGGCCGCACACCUUUUGCUCCAAGAAGCACAGCAGAGUUACGCUCAUUCUGCCCUUUUUCUGUUCUUCAGUGGGCGAGUUCACAGGUUACAGGGAGACAUCACAGGAGCUCUCACAUCAUAUCGCAGAGCCCUGCAGGCUUCCCCUCAGAGGGAGCUGCAGCUACUAGCCCUACAUGAGGUGGCUUGGUGUCACCUUUUGCAACUCAACUGGAGCCAUGCCCAAGGUGCCUUUGCAAACCUGAAAAAGGAAUCCCGAUGGUCCAAAAGUUUUUAUGCCUAUAUUUCUGCUGUAUGUUUAGGUGCGUUAGGUCGAUACGAAGAAUGCUCGAGGGGCAUGAUGGAGGUUCCCACCCUAGUUAGGCGAUCAAACCAUGCUCUCGAGGCAUUUCUCUUGAGACGAGCACUGAAAUCCAAAAAUGAUGUUGUAUCUAAAAACUACUGUUUAUUGCGUGCCUAUGAGCUUCUGUACUUAUGGAAUGCUAUGUCUUCAUGUUCCUUGCAGCAUAGACUCCAGAUGGUUGAGGAAUGUCAAGCAAUGGGACAGUGUGGUGAUAAUGAGGGUCUUCGCCAUCUUAUUAUGGCAGCUAUACUCGACACCAUGGGCUCCACAGAUGACGCCGUGGAUCAUUUUCGCCUUAGUGUACAGCAUGGACUCUUGAAUCCUGAAGAACUCUGUAUUCCAGCUUUUGCAUCUUACGAAUUGGGCCUCUUGCUUGGUGCUAAUGAAGGGACUGUGGAAGAGGGCAAGAAGUAUUUGGAAGAAGCUCGAGACAGUUACCAUGGGUAUGACUUUGAAAACCGUCUGAACGUUAGAAUUCACGCUGCUCUGAAGAACCUCUAUUAGUUUGAAUAAGGCAUUCAUAAAACUUUACCCCAGGUUGGAAUGUGAGCAAGACAUUUAGUUUGAUGUAAUUUUAGUUAAUGUGUUACUUACCUUAGUGAAGGAUGUAUGUGAAGAGGCACUCUGUAGUUUAAGUAGAAAGAUAAGGAGUGUAUAUAACAAAGCACACAGCAUAUACAUAUUCUUGCUUGUCUGGUUUGAGAGUUGCAGAGUUAAGGUAGGCUGUGGAGUCUGUCUGAUUGAAUAUCGUGUUUACUCAAACAUUAUCCAAAGAAACAGAGGUAUGUAUAGCUAACAUUUUGGAGGAAAUAUUAGAAUUCCUGUUGUUUUCAUCAAAUAAUUGCUAGAAUGCAUUUUAAAGAAUUUUUUGUAAGGUAUGAACGAUGUUUAUUUUAGUUAUUAUUUGAUUAACAAUAGAACCAGUGUGUAGUUUACUAACCUACGCAGUAGUUAAAUUAGUACUAUAUGAUAGUACUUAUGUAGAAUGGAACUAGUAACUGAUAUAUUUUGUACUGAUAAGUAAAGAGUUUUGUAUUUGUUACUAAAACAGUUACAACUUUUGUGUGUUGUACUGAGUUUGUAUUUCUUAUCAAUGAUUAUAUUUUCAAAUGUAGAUUUGUUCCUAGAAUUGUCUACAGUAGUAAUUCAAUUAUUUACUUUUACUGAUGCUAUCGUUGUACACUUGGUAUUUUUUCCCUUUGGGUAUUUUUUUCUUGGGAUGAAUUUUGACUUUGAAGGGAGUUUUUCAUAGCAAAAUUCAUUGUUUUUAUUUUAUAAAUAGCCUGAGUGUAUGAAGAGGCAUUCGUGUGUUUGUGUCCAGCUGCUGUAGAGAAUGUUGAAGGGAAGGAGAUUGAUCGAGUAUAUUGUAGCAGGUGAAAGUACUUGUCUGAUUUUCUCUUGUAUGCCACAUUGGCAUCGUAGGUAGGCAAUCCCUCAUUAGGCUCUUAUGGAAACCUUAAGAGUAUAUAUUACCCAUAUAUUUGUAAAGCAACAUUGUGUAGCUGAGAGCUCUAGCUAGAUGCUUCAAUCCAAAAAAAAUGCAUAUGUGAUAAGCUGCAGGUGAUGUCCUGAUGUAAUACACCACAUUUUAUGAGAUAUUUAGUCGGAAAUGAUAUUAACUACUUAUGUGAAACUUCAGGUAGUGCAGAUCUGAUAUACAAACUGUGUAAGAGAAUAGUAGGUAAUAAUAAUUAUAGUAUUAAUAUUUCACAAUACAUCUUAGUUUUGUAUACUCUGCAUAUUUUUGGGAAGUUUUAUUUUUUCUAUAUAUUUAAAACAUAACGACUCGCACCCGUCUCCAGUCCCAUUUGAUAUUGGGAUGAAUUGUCACUGUAGUCUUUUUAGCUGUAGGGAGCUUGAUUUCCAUUUUUCCUUUUUGGAGCCGCUGCGACCCACGUUGUUAUGGUACAAAUGAUUUAGCCACUCUCUUGAGUAACUGGGUUAAUAAACAUUCUGAUACAGUGUAUUGUUUUCUUUUUGUCGUGCAAGAUAUAACUUAGAAAGUAAGUUUUUAAUCUGCAAAGUAGAAAGUGUGUGACAGUUGACGAAACUGGCGUCAUUAGUACGUACAAUGUUAAUUAGCUGUGUCUUGCUUUGCUUUGGAGUCAAGACUAGUUGCAAAAGCCUCAAAACUUUGAUGGUAUGAAAUGUAAUUUUAGUGUUGGUAGCUUUCAAGAAAUGUAACCACAGAUAAAUUUACAAAUUGUGCCAUUUAUUGCUGUGUUGAUUUUGCAUUUUACCCUUUUGGAUAUUAUAUACUAUUUAGUAUGUAUUCCUAUUUGUUCCUACACCGUUUACAAACCUUCCGUCCUUUACUUAGGAUAGAUUGCAGCUCAGCUGAAACCGCCCGCUAAUACAUUCUUUUAUAUACCGAGGUAGUUAACUACCAGGCUGGUAGUUAUCUGCCUGGCGGUGGGGAAGCACUUUCUCCACACCAGCUCACUGAGUCAUCACUUUGAUUACAGCCGGCAGUGAGGAAAGACCUCUCUCUUUCGCUCUCGCUAUCUUGUUGAAAUUAUUCAUAACAUUCUUUUUUUCUUUCUAGAUAAAUGCGAGUAUGUCUGACACAAUGGUUAUGCAUUCCUGCCAUGAUGUCCCGGGCCAUAGGUGUGGGACUUUCAUGAGCAGGAUUGAUAGAGACACUCACUCACAUUGUCCUUGCAGGGGGCAUUCCUGUACAGUGGAAUCCCCCUGUGAGGAGUGUUGUACCUGGUCGCCUGCCCAGUGGGUUGAGUAUCGCUGGCGGCGAAUUGAGAAGAAGAAAAGGGAUUCUUCGCCUUCGAGUUACCCUGGUGAAACAGGAGGGCCUGGCCCUUCAAAGGAUGAGCCUUGUUUUUCAGUACAUGUUGAUGACGCCCUUCGUGAUUUGUGGCCUUCGUUGGGACUUCCUGGCCUGCUGUCGAACGAGAGACUUAUGUCGGCACUCUCCUUUGGGGCUGCGUCUUCCUCCUUAGUCUCCCUCAUCCACCUGUGCUGCUAAGAAAGACGCCCUUCCCUCUGUGGCGCAGCCCCCAGAGCCCUCCCCUGCGGAGGCUCUUUUCGAUGCUGACCAGGUCUGUCUUCUUGUCUACCCGCCUUCGGGGAUGUGGGUCCUGCAGCUUCGCCUUGACCCUGGAUGAGGUCCUCGGACUCCUCCUGCCACGCCUUCUUCAAAAGCCAGCAGUGACUCUCAGAGAGUAGUAAAGACUCCUCUCAUAGACGUGCUGACACAUGCUCUCCUUCGAGACCUACCAGACCUUCACGCCUAAGCUCCUCGUCUUUGUGCCAUGCUACGGCACGCACAAAGGAGCCUGCGUUGGACUUACUCUCCUCCUCAAUGUGCAAUGCUACGACAUGUGCACAGGAGGCUUUGCUAAUUGCACACUCCCCUGCAGUGCGUGAUGCUUCGGCAUGCACAAAGGAGCCUUCAUUGGAGAGAGGUCGUAGAGACACCGUCUCUCCCUCUCCGGGCCAACGCGCGCCCCCCUUCUACACCUGUGCGUGCAGCAAUACAGUGAGAACACCCUCCUGAUGCGUGCCAUUCAUUUGCGUGCCUUGUUACUCCUGUACAGCGCACUCCGACAGCAUGUGUGAUUAAGCAUGCUUCCUCUAGACAGCGCUCACCUGUAAUGCGCGUUACCCAAUGCACUGCAUCACCUCUGCCUCGGCAGCAGCAUAAACGCUCACCGAUACGCGCCACUGCCCGUGCGUGCCAACAUGCCUCACCAGAGCAUUUUUCUAAACACUCCCGCAGAUGCUCUCAGUCUUCAGUAUCACGCCCCAGACACUCUGCUUCUUCAGAACGCUCUUCUUCUUCUACACACAUGACAAGAUGCACAUUUUCACCUGUAAAGCAUCAACACUCUCCAGUGCAUUCUAAUGCGCAUAUUUCUAGGCAUUCUCCUGUGUGGCAAUAUGCUCACCAUUCACCUGCAUGCACUUACACAUGUUCAGAACCUGUGUGCGCACCCAGACCGACAUGGGCUCUUGCUCCUGCAGAUACACACGCACCUGUAGAACCUUUUUCCUCUAUUUCAAUGUUUCAACAUGAAAAACAGACGUCUGAGUCGGAGUACCUGUCCUCGAAACUUCCAUCAUCUCCUCCUCCGGAGGUCCCAUCUCCACCUCGGGAUCCUCUUACAGCUGCAACCCAGCCUUCCAGAAGGCAGCCAUAUAGGCUUUUGCUGUUAAUCAGAGGUCGUUGUUCCCUGACUCUUCCUCUAGAACGAGGCUACAAGCAGGCCCCUUCUCCUUCAAAUGACCUUCCAGCCCCCACUCCUAACCCUCUUGGGGAGUAAGAAGAGCAAUUAAGGGGGUUUACCAUCCCUAAGAUGCCACGAGUGCUUAAUGCCAGGCGAGAGGUGCUCUGGAAGCAAAGACAUCCCGUGACUCCUCCUUACGAGUCCAGAUCUCCAACCUCUUUAGGUUCUCGACCUCUGAGGGCUUGUUCCCUUGUAGAAAAGUAUCAUAUCUCGCCCAUCGAAUUUGAACCCAGCCAAGAUCCUCCUGAUAGGGCUCCCACAGUGCUUGCGGAGAGGGCUCUAUCUCCCCUCUCUCCUCCAACUUCGCCAGAAGCAGACAGGUGUCCUCGAACUCCACCUUCCCCCUUCUCACAAGGGGCUGUCGGACGGGGGCAUAAGGACCUAUGGAAGGCAGCGAAGAAUCACCCUCACGAUUCUGAGCAUUCAAGGGCUCCUGUGGCUCUAGGGGCCUCGGCUCCCAGACCUUCUGCUGCCUCUCAUGAACAACUAGAGACUCGGCUUUCUUCAAGACUGGGCCCCUCUCAUCCACGCCUGGGUGCGUCAAUGCAGAGGGAGGAUGAUUUUCACGAGGCAACCGACGAUUCAGCUGGCUACCUUCUGGAACCAGCUGCUCCAGCUGUUCCGGAAGAUGCAGCAACUGAAACCACUCUGCGAGAUCAUCGGUUUCAUCCGGAAGGUAAAUGGCCAAGGAGAAGCUCUAACUACUUCUCUGAAAGGCCAUACGUCAGCUGUCGACCUUUGUCGUGUCCCUCGGGGUGCUCCGUGCGGGUUUGAGCUGCCCUUGUCCCUGACAAUGGAGGCUCUAGCCUAAGUUGAUAGGCAAGUUUCAGGAGAAAGGACUUGCUGCGGGCAUCUCAGUCCUCUAAGCUACUCCCCUCCUGAUGUUUCUGCUCGACAUCGCCCUGGCUCGCCAUCUAGUAGGUUUUUCUCACCCUCCUGCCAGGGCCGAUCCCUGUCCCACUUCCUCCACCACUUGGCGGCUGAGAGGUCAGCACCCCUUUUCAACCAGAGGUGGUCGAGGACAAGGCAAAUGUGGCAAAAGGAAGAGAACCCGCCGCAAGCAGUGAGGAGGGCACUCCCCCCACUCUGCCACCUGUUGGGGGAUGCCUGCAAGCCAGAUGGAUGAGGUGGCAGUACCACGAGGCAGAGGAUUGGACGUUGACCGUCCUCCAACGUGGGUAUCAUGUCCCGUUCAUCAACUCUCCCCCUCCUCUGAUUUGACCCCUGAAGAUGUCAUCAUCCUAUCGUCAAGGAUUGACGAAGGAUCUUGCCCUUCAGGCAUAAGUCCAGGUCAUGCUGGGGAAGGACGCUCUCGAGGAGGUCCUCGACGAGUCUCAAGGCUUCUUGUCUACUUUUUCUUGUAAAGAAGGCAUCUGGAGGCUGGAGACCGGUUAUCGACCUCUCAGCCCUGAACGGGUUUGUUCAGUAAACCCCGUUCAGGAUGGAGACCCCCAGCACAGUCAGACAGGCCACUCAUCCUCAGGAUUAGAUGGUGACGAUCGACCUAAAAGAUGCAUACUUCCAGAUCCCAAUCCAUCCGUUGUUCUGGAAGUAUUUUUUCUUGUUAUAGUGACAGAGUGUCCUAAUUCAAGGUCCUACAUUUUGGUCUCUCCACAGCUCCACAAGUCUUCACCCGACACUCGGGUGUUCACCCUAGUGUCGACAUGGGCUCAUCGCCAGGGCAUUCGUCUUUUGCGUUAUCUAGACGAUUGGCUGAUACUGGCACCUCGGUGGAACUGAUUCGUCUCCACCGAGACAGGGUUCUGGUGCUUUGUCACGAUCUGGGGAUCAUGGUUAACCACAAGAAAUCCUCUCUAGAGCCCUCUCAACAACUGGUGUAUCUCGGUAUGAUCCUCUACACCACUGCAGGGGAAAGCCUUUCCGACACCGGAAAGACUGGAACGCUUCCAAAGUGUCGCUCUGCCCUUCCUUUGACAGUCCCAGCUGCCAGCACGUCAGUGGCAACAGUUGCUGGGACAUUUGGCCUCGCUGGAACGCCUUGUUCCAAAUGGUCGGAUGCACCUUUGAUCCUUUCAGUGGGGUCUGAAGAAUUGUUGGUUGCAAAGUCAGGAUUCUCCUCACAAUCUAGUCCCAGUGGAGGAGAACAUGCGCUCCGAUCUCGAGUGGUGGCUGGACGAUGCAAACCUGUUGAGGGGCUUCUCUCUCCAGUCUCUUCCACCCAAUCUGCUCCUGUUCACAGACACAUCCAAGGAAGGAUGGGGCGCGCACCUACUGCAACACCUGGCUUCGGGUCUAUGGUUUGACCAGGAACGUCGGGAUCAUAUCAACAUGCUGGAACUUCAAGCUGCCUUCCUGGCACUCCAGCACUUCAGCUCUCUUCUGACAGGUCACUUGGUGGCGCUGAUGAGCGACAACGCCACCGUAGUGGCAUACGUGAACCGUCAAGGCGGUACUGCGUCUCUGCACCUAUGCCAACUAGCAGUGCAGAUUCAUGAAUGGGCAGCUUUCAACUUGGUAGGGUUGACAGCUCAGUUCAUUCCAGGCAAACGGAACAUCGUGGUGGACAAUCUGAGCAGGAGGACACAGAUCAUUGGCUCCGAAUGGUCUUUGGCUCCUUGGAUAGCGAACAAAGUCUUGGCUUUGUGGGGUUCCCCAACGAUAGACCUGUUCGCUACCUCUCUAAAUUGGAAGCUGCCAAUUUACUGUUCUCCAGUUCUGGAUCCGGCGGCGGCGUUCGAGGAUGCAUUCCAGCACCCCUAGGACAGCCUUGACGUCUAUGCUUUUCCACCAUUUUGCCUGAUCAGGCAGGUGUUGAAUCGAGUGCGAUCCACACUUUCCCUGUCCAUGACGGUAGUAGCACCAAAGUGGCCCCACGUAGUGUGGUAUCCUGGCCUACUUCUGCUAGUAGAGACUCCGAGAGUGCUUCCACAACUCCCUGCCCUCCUAGCCAACCACAUGUGAGGAUCUUCCUCAACGCGGUGAGCUUUUUACAUCUUCACCCGUGGAGGUUAUCCAGCAGCUCCACAGCGGAAGGCUUUUUGCAAGAGGCUGCGACAGCAAUGUCAGGAUACCUCAGGAAGUCCUCAACGUCUGUCUAUCAGACCAAGGGGACCAUCUUCUGUGGUUGGUGUCGUCAGAGAGGUUGUUCUCUUUUCGGAGCCUCUAUCCCCUAGAUUGCCGACUUCUUACUCUACCUCCAGAGAGAGAUGCUCCUUUCGGUCUCAGCGGUAAAAGGCUAUUGCUUGGCCUUGAACCAAGUCCUCAGACUGAAGGGAAUCGAUCUCUCUUCCUUGGAGGAACUCUCUAUGCUCAUACGAAGCUUUGAACAGGGUUGCACUCCGGUAUAUUGGCAAAGCCUCCUCCCUGGGACAUCAUUGCUGUCCUCAGGUCUUUGAAGAGAGCUCCUUAUGAAUCAUUGUCCCUGGCAUCUGAUAGGGAUCUCACCCUGAAAACGGUUUAUUUUCUCGCCCUUGCUUCCUCCAAGCGUGUCAGCAAACUUUAUGGCCUAGCCUAUACUGUUGCUCAUACUGAGCGCUGGACCAAUGCUUGCUUCAGCUUCGUCCCUGAGUUUGUUGCGAAAACCCAGAAUCCGGCCCAGGUCGAUUAUCGGUUCUCUUCAUUACAGGUUGUGAGCCUGAGCACAGUAACUGAAGACCCAGAUGAGCUACUUCUCUGUCCUAUGAGAGCAAUGAGGCACUAUCUCCAACAGACCAGCUCUACUCAACCCACCUUACAACAUCUCUUUGUAAGUAUACUGACCCAUCAAAAUAGAGGGUUACGAGAAAUACCAUUUCUCAUUGGAUUCGAGAAGUGAUUUGCCGUACCUUCUCCCAUUCUGCUUCUCCACUUGCUGGUACCAGUCAAGUGAAGGCUCAUGAUGUGCAUGGAAUGAGCAUAUCUCUUGCCUUCAAGAAGAACCUCUCUGUUACCCAGGUGAUGGAAGCUGGCACAUGGUCUCGCCCUUCCAGCUUCACCAGGUUCUACCUUAGAGAUUGUACCCAUAACUACCUCGACACAACUGACCUUGGUCCUGUGGUAGCCGCUCAGCAAGUGGUUUAGCUGCCUCCGUGUCCUUAGAGGUUGGAAGUAUCGAAUCGAGGAUCGAGGUUCCGUAUCAGGUUGGGGGUUAAUGUGAGAGUAUGACUGGCUUAUUUUCUUUUCACCUUUCUCCCUUACUUUGGGCCACAGCAUCGAAACCUGUUCUCCGGCACCGAUUUUGGCACUGGUAAGCAUUCCAUGUCCAACUAGUGGUUGUUCUGUAGACACACAGAAGUCAGUCACCGUGCUCCUUUCCGAGGGGGAUUGUGCUGCAACCCAACAAACCCACUAUGAUUAUAUAGCCUGGUUUUGGUUGCCAGAGAGAGUUCUACGCUCUCACGCCUUUGAUAGCCAGGCCGUCAGCCAUCAGGUCGUAUUUACCAUGGCUUGUGGGGUGAAGGAUCCACAAGCAAGAGCUAUAAGCCUGGGUCCUGGCAUCGCAGGUUCCAUUCUCAGCCACCGAGACAGGACUUCCAUCCCUACCUUAGGAUGUGUCUCCUAAGUAAAGGACGAAAGGUUUGUAUACGGUGUAGGAAGAAAUUACAUUUUUGAAAGUAAAAUGUAUUUUUCCCUAACCAUACAACAAUGAUAAAAGUAAUAAAAGUGACGACUCAGUGAGCUGGUGGGGAGGUCAGCAGGUAACUACCGGCCCGGUGGUUAACUACCUCGGUAUAUAAAAGAAUGUAUUAUCCGGUAGUUUCAGCUGAGCUGCAAUGUAUCCUAAGUAAAAGACUUUGGGUUUGUAUGGUUAGGGAAAAAUACAUUUUACUUUAAAAAAUGUUGUAUUUUUGGUCAAAGUAUGACCCAUAGUAUUAUUUAUUUUACUUGCUGAGUCUUAUACUGUAUGCUAAAGGUCUCUUUAGCAAAUUUCCAUACCUAACAUAGCACUAAUAACCAACAUAGUAAAUACCAAGAAUUCUUUAGUAUUGUUAAAAAAGAAAUGAAAAAAGAUUGAAAUGACAUACCAGAGGUAAAUUACAAAUAUAAUUUAAAAAGUUAGCAGUGUCAGAUGCAGUUCCUUAACUUUAGACCUUGUGGUCUCAUUGAGCAUGACUUGAGACUGUGCAUUUGUGUCUGUGACUGCAUGUUUUACUGGGAAGGUCAAAGGCAGCUUAAUACUGGUGUUACUCUCCUGACAGAUUUUGUAUAUUGCAUAAAAACAAAAAAUUUGGUGGAAGGCAUUUUUGGAUGUAAUAUACAGUUUCAAACUAGACAUUUCUACAUGUAAUGAAAUAUGGCAUGAUUUAUAGGCUAGUAUUGCAUUUUGUAGUUAUUCUUGGUAGCCAGGAGUGAAGACGUGUUAUAUGUACAAGCUAAUGUAGGUGAUAUUGAUGUUGAUAAUUAACUUGGCCAUGCCAUUGAAAAGUGAAAAUUAAUUAGGUGUGUAUAUGGGCAUUUACGUACAGUAUUGUGAAAUCAGAUACUCAGAGAGCAGGAGUGUUAAUAAGCAGAAUGUCACUAUUUUCUUGGGAUAUUAUCAAUAGUUUGAGAUUGCCUCGGUUUAGAUUUGGUUGUAGCAGUCAAGCACUUGCUAUAAUGGAGUUGUCUGUUGAUGUAAGUGUUGAGGAUGGUUGACAAAAUUUAUUAGAAGUUUUUUGGGUAUAUAUAAGAUCUCUGCCAUGUUGUAUUUGCUGUGUUUGCUGAAACACAGUUUUAAGUUUCUAAGUUGUCACUGCUAAUGUGGUUGUGGUCCACUGGAGUACUAGUUUAUGUAUGGCCUCAGAUUUUUUGGACAGUUGAGUGGCAUAUAGCAAAUACCAAAUGGUUAAUUAGUAUGUGAUAAAAUUUAAUUUUUACAAUACAGUGUACUAAAUGUAGCUUGUUUAUUACCAUGUGAAGUAACUAGUUUGGGAGAGAGAUUCCUGUGUCAAUGGUAGAAAUAAUCAUGUAAAUUUGUCAAGGCUGCAUUGUGUAUUUUUGUGAUAUAAAAGAAAGGGGAGGGAAGGAAAUGAGAAAUAAAUAGUUUUAGUUGUAGGUUUAGUUUUUAAAGGUAAAAUAGUAUUUCACAUAGUAAAUACUUUCUUCCUUAUGGUCUAGGUAUUAGAGAUGUUUCCUUUUUUUCUCUUUUUUUUCACAUUUUACUUUUUCUUCAAAGAGGUAUUUGUAAAGAUAAUCAUAUAAAGCUGAUUUGUUUUGUAAAUGCAAACCAUUACCUGAGAGAGUCUCUAUGCUUUAGUAUGAAGUGGGUAAUCAUAUACAAAUGUCAACAAUGAAGAUAAUUAUUCUGCUGCUCUAGGGAUGAAAUCAUUUUUGGAUACAUCCAUUAUUAUUGAUAUCACAGAAUUACAUUUCUGUAGAUUUCCGUAGGACCCUCUCAAAAGGAUCUUUUAAUUGAAUAGUAAGUAAAUUUGAGACAAGACAAAAUUGAGAUAGAACACUCCGGUCCACAUAAGGGAAGCCAUAAAUGGAAUAUAGUGUCUUGCAAAUUAUGUGCAGAACAUGCUGAGACUCCAUGAAUGGAACAGAUAAUUGGUCCCAUCUGUAGCCACCUUGGGCAAGGGGAAGCAAAAGUAGGCAACAAAAUUGUGAAAAAUAGGCAGAUGCCAAGAAACACAGGGAAAAAGCAUCAGAGGCAGAUUGUAGGUGAGAAAAAAAAGAAAUGUCUUUUUAGGUUUGAAACUUUCAUGAACAAGAUCUCAGAAUCAGGCAGGCUGGGCAAAAGCAAUGAAGGGAAAGGAGUUUGAAUGUUAUAUGAAUGAAUUGAAGCUUUCGUGAGACGGUUCAGAUGAGUUUCAGGCUGAGGUUGACAUAUAAAAUGGAUCAGCAGCAGUGGUUUUGCUCUACAUUGAAAGCAUAAUUUGUUUGUGGGUAAUGAAUAUUUUGUGAGAUAUUGUCAUAAAAAAUAAGUAGAUUUAAGUACUUAUACUACUUGAAAACAGACAUAAAAUUUAACAGCAUUACUGUUGGACUUCUUAGGUAAGGAAAUGCAACUAGUAUGUAUAUACUAGUGUCACUCACAUUUUACAUUUAUUAAAUUGAAAAAAUAUCAAGGAAACACUAGGAACUGUUGAAUCACAAUAAACCUCAUGUAAAAUGAUGUCCAAUACAUAAAUAAUAAUAGUUCUACUGUGCAUUCCAGAGGUCAUGACACACUGUUUUUCGUCAAAAACGUUUAAACCAACUUAUGGAUUUUCGUGCCACUGUAGCACCGAGUGUUUCAAACUUCCUCCUAAUUUUUCCUUAAGAAAAUGAAGUUAAUGCAGCACUUAGUCACUCAACCAUCCGCGAAAGUGGUGACAUGUAUCGGUGAUGUCAGUACUGUAGUGUUUCCUCCAUUAUACUUUUUAAAAUGGUUGUUUGACUUAUUGUUAAAUGUCAUUUUACCUAACCUGGGGUAUACAAAAUUUUUUAAAGCAAAUUGAUAUAUAUUGUAUGAUAUAGUCAGCAGUAGGGUUACUGAAACUCAGAAGAUCAAUAAGAUUUAAUUAAGAAACAUUUCGUGCCAUCCUUACAUAUCAUCAGUCUAAUAUGAAAAUAAUUCACAUUUGUAAAAUUGGAAAUUGAAAUUUACUUGCUAAUUUAAAAGGAAUACAUAUAUAUAAAACUAAAGUUACUCAUAAAAACUAGUUAUUAAGAACUAAAAUACUAAGGAAAGGAAAAUUAUUUAUAAGGUGACAUUAAAAUUGACGAAAGGUAAAAUUACUCAAGAAUAUUAACCUUUAGUACAAGGUGAAGAGUAAGAAAGGAAUGGCUGUAGGACCGUCGUUCUCCCAGACCCCGAAUAAGCCAAGAAAAGUUGAGCAGAGGAUUGACUAGAAUUGAGGGAGAAAUGAGGUGCUUGAUAUGUAUGAUAUAUAAAUUUUUUAAAAGUAAUUAGGUAAGGGGGAUGGCUCUGUGUCUUAGAUAUGUCAUAAAGCACCACUUGUUUGAAAUGGUCUAAGGAAAGGGAAGAAGUUGGUAUCUUUUCUAAUAGUAAAUGGGUUAAUUGAGCACAUUUCAGUGUACUGUCAUAAAUCAGGACAAUGUUAGAAAAAACACUUAAUGUUUUAGUAGUAAUUUUUUUUGAAAAGCACUAUUUCAUGGCCUCUGGAAUGCACAGUAGGUUCAAGCAACUGUCAUGCUGCAUGAAGAAGCUAAUUUUCAUGAAAUUCAGCUCAGAUGUGAAGAAAGGAAGAAGAAUGUCAGUAAGUAAGCAUUAAGUAAUAUGAGAGAAGCAGAUAAGAGGUAGGGCACUUAAAAUUUUGGGAAACACGAUACUAUAGUAGUGAGAAUUGAAUUUAUUAAACAAUGUCAAUACAGAAGCCAUGAAGAGGCAGCAUCGAUAAAUGAGAGAUGGAGGGGCCUUGACCCACCUGAGGUGAUCUCACUACCAGUAUGUAGUGAUAAUAUUCUUAUAUGGUAAAGUGUAUAUGAUCACCCAUUUUGAACUGAAGUGUAAGAGUCAAGGGAAUUGGUUUGCUUAGUGCACAAGCAUAUUAUCAUUUAUUCCUUGUUCAUUUUAGUUUUGGAGUGUGAAAGGUCACUGAGGUUCUUGAAGAUGCAUUUUGAUUUGAAGCAGUCACAUUUCAAAAGGUAUCCAUCAGAACUUAAGAAUCAUGAUGGUAUCCAUUAUGUACACAAAAUACUUGUCUAAGGCAAAAGGUGUAUUGUUGCCCUUGGACUGCUGGCUAACUACAUGUUAUUGUUAGAUGAACCCUCAGCUAGGACCUUGAGAGACUGGAGAAAGCACCAAGCAUGGUGGAUCGGUUGUGUAUUUCUUAAGGCCAUAAGCAUCCCUAGGGUCCCAGGGGGAAGGUUUUGAUUGUAAUUAGUUACAAAAGUGGUCUACCAUUAGUUUUAGUUUAUGUGAGAUUGUGGUUGGAAAGCAGUGACCACUUAUAUUGAUUUUAUGAUGUUUUAAGUUUAGCUGGAUUAAUGGAUUUCUGUACACAUUAGCGAUUGUUGUUUUGGAGCGUUUUGUUUGUCCGGGGAUUCUGGGGUAAAAUUAAUCCUAAUCCCGGGAUCCCUGGAACUCCCAGGAUAUUAAAUUGGCUAAAAUUGCACAUCAUACCUAGUUUCACUUUCAGGUAUUUGAUGUGCUUAACAUUACUAGGUAAUGAG